UCAAGGUCGCGAACAACCCGAACUCCCAUGAGUCGCUUCCACAUGCUCCUGCCAAUGCGAAUCUGUCUUCCUUCUGAUCGAAGUCGAAUCAUCUUCAAGAGUGUUUCUUCCCUUUCGUCCUCUUAACUGUCUCUGUGGUUUUCUUGAACAUUCCCCUGUACAGCCGCAGCCUUUCAACAUGACUCUGGACAAGGUGCCGGACGCAUCGCUGACUGCCCGAGAGCUGGCUUCUUUCGAUGGCGUCGAAGACGAUGGCUGUUACAACGAUGUUGGUAUCCUCGACAAAGGGUACACCACCAAGGAUCAAAGGGAUAUGCAACGUUUGGGAAAACGUCAAGAAUUGAUUCGCAAUUUUCGACCUCUUUCUGCUUUGGCAUUCACUGCCCUGUUGCAAGCAACCUGGGAAUUCCUGUUGAUCGCGAACACUCAAGUUUUGGUCGAUGGCGGCAUUGCCGGAUUUUUCUGGACCUACGUUUGGACCUUCAUUGGUUUCGGUAUCGUCAUGACAUCUCUGGCUGAGAUGGCAUCCAUGGCUCCGACUAGCGGUGGUCAGUACCACUGGGUAUCUGAAUUCGCUCCACCAAAGUAUCAGAAAUCUCUGAGCUAUUUAACCGGUUGGUUUAGCGUGCUAAGUUGGCAAAGCGGGACGGCGUCGGGCUCUUUCUUAACGGGAACCAUUAUCCAGGCUCUGAUUCAGAUCAAUAAUGCGGAUUAUGAGCCUACGGCAUGGCAGGGAACGUUGUUGGUAUUUGCCAUGGUUCUUGUGCUCUUUGUUGCCAACACUUGGGGGGCACGCGAUCUUCCUCUGAUCCAAAACGUGCUCCUUAUAGUACAUGUCUUCGGAUUCUUCGCGGUUAUUAUUGUCCUUUGGGUCAUGGCACCUCGAAACUCUGCAAAGGUCGCUUUUACUCAAUUUACCAACGAGGGAGGGUGGUCAAGUAUGGGCCUCGCUCUCAUGAUUGGGCAGAUUUCGGCCAUCUAUGGAUCUCUCUGCUCCGAUUGCACCGCGCACAUGGCGGAGGAAGUCAAGGAUGCUGGUCGCAACGUCCCCAACGCCAUGUUCUGGGCUUAUGUGUCGAACGGAAUCCUCGGCUUGGUACUCAUCGUCACUUACAACUUCGCUUUGACCGACGUGGACGCCGCUCUCAAUGACCCGACCGAAUAUCCCUUUAUCUGGGUCUUCCGCCAGGCAGUGUCCACCGGUGGCGUCAACGCUCUGACCAUCCUCAUCCUCAUCUUGGUCAUCGCAUCUAACAUCUCUUUCAAUGCAUCGACCUCGCGUCAAACCUUCGCUUUCGCCCGAGACAAGGGUCUUCCAUUCUCCAGCUGGAUCAGCGCUGUUCACCCCAGACUCCACAUUCCUGCCAAUGCCGUCACGUUGACCUGCAUUAUCAGCUGUCUGCUCGCGAUUAUCAACAUUGGCUCGUCGGCUGCCUUCAAUGCUAUUAUCUCGGUCCAGGUCUGCGCGCUUAUGUUCUCUUACACCAUUUCCAUCUCCUGCGUGCUGUAUCGCCGCAUCUACCACCCUGAGUUGCUGCCCAAGGCACGCUGGAGUCUCGGCAAGUGGGGAGUGCCGAUCAACGCCUUCAGCAUCGUCUACUCUCUGUUCGCGUUCUUCUGGAGUUUCUGGCCCAACGGCACCCCCGUGGACGCAGAAUCCUUCAACUGGUCUAUUGUACUGUUUUUCGGUGUUAUGAUCAUCUCUGGGGUCUUCUACGUGAUUCAAGGGAGGAAAGUCUACACCGGUCCGGUGGUGACUGUGGAGGGCAGGAAUUAAUCGAGCAUGCCUACUGCACACCUCGGGGACAUCAGGCUGGGUGUUUGAAAACGCUUUUCUGUUUUCAACCUUUUCGACGGAGAAAUGCCUCCCAUAAAGGAAGGCGGAUAUGCUGUUUUUGUCCAAAUCAGUCACGGCGUUUUAACCGGGACAGGCUUCUGGUGAUGC
This is a messenger RNA of Cladophialophora immunda, 1945 nucleotides long. RefSeq lists its product as uncharacterized. Bases 179 to 1777 code for a protein of 532 amino acids. Gene Ontology annotation, cellular component: membrane. The transcript is spliced from 4 exons. The record is from RefSeq and is a predicted model, not a curated record. Gene Ontology annotation, biological process: transmembrane transport. Gene Ontology annotation, molecular function: transmembrane transporter activity. Lineage: Eukaryota; Fungi; Ascomycota; Eurotiomycetes; Chaetothyriales; Herpotrichiellaceae.